AUGAAUACUUUUGCGAAGGUGUCUUCGGUCCUUGGCCGUGAAUACGAAACAAUGCUAUGUAUUGAUAUUCAGCAGGACAGUUUAGGAAGUCCUAGUUUGAGUAGUUUGCAAGAUUCGCCUCAUUCGUUAAAAAUAAAACAAGAACCUUAUCAAUUAUCACCGUCACUUCCAGCUCUUCAUCAAGUAAGUAAUUAUGUAACAGACAUGUCUUCAGGAUGCAUGAGUACGCAAAAAGACUUGGACAUGACGGUGAAUAAUUUCACGCGAAGUUUAACAACUCACCCGCAUUCGCUGGGUCAUUUGCACGAUCACUUGAACCACAACAGUCCUCGGUCAGCGAUAUCAAUGCACUCGUCGAGUUCCUUGCACCCAACCAGUCAUCACCAUCAUCAUCACUGCGAUGACAAGACCGGUGCGUCCCCGCCUGUAGUACUUCACAGUUCGAGCAGCGCGAAAACCUCGACAUCUUCGACGCCAAAUGCCUCGUCCACGAGUGCAAACACCAACCUCUCGGCCAACACCAACGAGGCCAGCACCACUGGGUCCAUCUCCAACAGCAGUGAGGCUUCUUCGACUUUGAUAAAACCUCCUUACAGCUACGUCGCGCUGAUCGCCAUGGCGAUUAAUCACACUCAGCACAAACGCGCGACGUUGAGUGAAAUUUAUUCAUACAUUACCAAUAAGUUUCCUUAUUAUGAGAAGAAUAAAAAAGGCUGGCAGAAUUCCAUCAGGCAUAAUCUUUCUUUGAAUGAGUGUUUUGUCAAAGUUCCUAGAGAAGGUGGUGGUGAACGGAAAGGAAACUUUUGGACACUUGAUCCGCAGUUUGAUGACAUGUUUGAAAAUGGCAAUUACAAAAGACGUAAGCGCAUGAAGAGACCGUACAGAGGGACUUCUUAUCACCAUAAAACGUUAUUCGGAGAUCCGUAUCCGACGAGUCAUGUUCAUCUAGGAGCAACGAGGAAUAUUUUCGCGCAUUCUCCACCUUCUUAUGCUCCAACUGCGUACACAAGAUACGAUGCCAGCACGUGGAGUCUCCAACAGCCUCAGUUGUCAUACAGUCAUUGUCAAGCGCUCCAACCUCAACUCCAACCAAUGCAGUCGAUGCAAAUACCCACGAUGAACGGCUACGGACAAUUUAAUUCUUUAAGUAGUACCACCAGUUCUCCGGGUUCUAUGCCCAGCAGUUCAUUUGUAGGCAAUAAUUUCGGUAGUUGUUCAAGACGUCACGACACAUCCGUCACCGCUGAUGCCAUGGCUGGAAGAUCAUAUUGGCCAGACAUGGUCAAUGUCAAAGAAGAACCUGGAAGUUCAACUGUCACCUCCGGUGGACUAGGAACUAUCGGCGUUGGAAGUUCGAUGGUCGGAUCACCGAUGUCAGCCAACGUUUCAUCAACAGGAUUCCCCAGCAUGGAUUUCCAAAGUCGUCCCAAGUGUUACAUAUGA
Molecule: messenger RNA, 1443 nt
Organism: Cotesia congregata
Lineage: Eukaryota; Metazoa; Arthropoda; Insecta; Hymenoptera; Braconidae
Source: the annotation of a GenBank genome assembly